AUGUCAUUCUUUCUUUGUUUCUUUUUCUUGAUUGUUCUUGACUUUUCCCUUUUUUUUUUAUCCUUCUUUCUCCCCUUUUCUCCCCUACUUUUCUCUCUUUCUUUUUUGAUUUCUUUCUUUUUCUUCUUUUUCUUUUCUUUUUGUCUUUCCUAUCGCUUUUGUUCUUUCUUCUUUUGGUCUUUCUUAUCGAUCUUUCUACUUUUCUUUUUUUUAUUUCUUUCUCUUUCUUUCUUUCUUUCUUUCUUUCUUUUUAUUUCAUUCUUUUUCUUCUUUUUACUUUCUUUUCGUUCUUUUCUAUUUCUUUCUUUCUUCCUUUUUAUUUAUUUCUCUUUCAUUUCCUUUCUUUCUUUUUCUUUUUUUCAUUCUUUUUACUUUUCUAUUUAUUUCUUCCUCCCUUUUUCUCUUCUUUCUUCUUUCUCUUUCUUUUUUCCUCUUUUUUCUUUCUUCUUUGUCUUUUCUUUCUUUUUUCUUCCGUUCGUUUUUUUUCUUUCUUUUUUCUUCCUACUCUUUUUUCCAUUUUAUCUCAGUUUUCCUUCUUCCUCAUUUUCUUUGUCAUCUCUCUCUCUCUCUCUCUCUCUCUCUUUGUGUCUCUCGUGUUGUCUUUUCAUCUAUCGCUUUCUAUUUUUUCUAUUACAGUGUUUUCUUUUCUCUCUUCGUAUCCCUCUUUCUCUCUCUCACUCUAUCUCUCUCUUUCUUACUCUCUCUCUUACUCUAUCUCUCUCUUAUUCUGUCUUACUCUUACUUUAUCUCUUAUUCUCUCUCUUACUCUCUCUAUUACUCUCUCACUUAUUUUCUCUCUCUUACUCUCUCUCUAUUACUCUUACUUUCUCUCUCUUAUUCUCUCUCUUUUACUCUCUCUCGCUUACUCUUACUUUCUCUCUUAUUCUCUCUCUCUCAUACCGUCUCUCUUUCUCUCUCUUAUUCUCUCUCUUACUCUUUUUUAUUCACUCUCUCUUACUCUCUCUGUCGUAUUCUCUCUUUCUCUUACUUUUUCUCUCUCUUAUUCUUUCUCUCUCACCCUCUCUCUCUUACUCUCUCUCUCUCUCUCUCUCACUCACAACCCUUCCAUCUCUCUGUUAUAGUUUACAAACUGUCUCCCUCUGUUAUGCUCUCAACACCUCCUGCCCAAUAAAACCACUGACUGAGACAGCUGCUACUGCAAUGAAACAUCGCAAUAUCUGCCUCCAGGAGAUUGGCUCGUUUCCAAAAUCUUGA
Messenger RNA from Acanthosepion pharaonis, 1215 nucleotides. Lineage: Eukaryota; Metazoa; Mollusca; Cephalopoda; Sepiida; Sepiidae. The record is from the annotation of a GenBank genome assembly.